AUUAGAAUAAACAAUAAAUUGCUUGUAGUUAUCGAAUAACACGAGUAAUGACAUUCAAAAAUCAAGAAAAUAAAAAACUGCAAAACGAGAAUUUGAUUUGUAAAAAAAUAAUUCGUGCCGUGGAUAUGCAGCGUAAAGCUAUGCAAUUUGGCGACAAGUUUACAUCUACAUUUCAUAUAACGUUCUGUGUUAUGAUAGUAGUUGGAAUAACUUGCGCAAGUCUUAAUUUAUUUCAGGUACAGUAUUCAAUGGUACAUGGCUCCAAUGAAAAUACAGAAAAUAAUAUUAUUCUUAUUGCAAAGAAGUACUAAAGUAUUCCAUAUACAAGUUGGUGGAAUAUUUGUAGCGUCACGAGAAGGUGCAGCUACGGUAAGAAAGUAUAUGUAUUAACUUGUAUAUUAAAUAGUAUAAUAUAUUUUGAACCAAAAAAAGAGCUUAUAUUAUUGCAGAUAUUGAGUACCGUAGUAUCUUAUUUCACUGUUCUUUACUCUGUAAAGUAGUAAUGUAAAAUAUAUUUAUUAAAAAUAUACUGAAUUACCUUGAAAAAAACAGAGUUCAAUAGAUUAGAUGGGAUUGUAAAGAUUUUAAAAGUUAAAAAUUAUGACAUGUAAAACUAUAGUUUAUAAUAAUAUAUAGAAAAAUAUAUUUCACCAGUAACAGAUUAUUAAUAAUAUUUAUUAUAAAUGAGUCAAUAAUUGAUAUAUCGAAAUGAAAAAAAAAACUAACUGUUUGUCACUGCCGUAAAGAAUCAAAAUAAAAUUUACAAGUUCACGAGCCACGAAGUGAGUAAAUAAAUGCGUACUAGAAAUUCUCAAAUUCGCCUGCACGAUCUUUGACAAAUAAUUUACAUGGUUUUUUUAAUGAGAAAUAAGUAUUCGUUCAAUUAGCUUAUAUCAUUUAAUCGAACUAACACAGGUAAAAUUGUUAAAUUGCGCAUGUUUCGAUCUCAAAGUGUAAUAUUUCGUUAUAUUUUACAUUACGUUAAAUUAAACAAUUUAUGCUAAAAUUUGAGAUAAAAGUUUAAAGAAAACGAAGUUAUAAAAUGUGUAAAUAAUGAAUUAAAAAAAGAAAAUGAGUGAUCUACUCUCUCCGUUGUCAAACGCAUACACAUGAUUGUGAAGAAAUGAUUUGUACCAAUUCUUUACACAUUGGUAGUAUAUAUAUAUAUAUAUAUAUAUAUAUAUAUAUAUAUAUAUAUAAAACUUUUUUAUUAUUUAUAUGUGAAAUUAAGAAAUAGAAUAUUUAGAAAAUGUAAGUAUAUAUUAAUCAAAGAUGUUUUAAACAAGAAAUUGCAUAAAAUUUACCAGCAAUGCGUAUUUGAUAACUAUUACAUUGAAUUUUCAAGCCAGCAACUUUUCUAAGGAAUGAAACGUCACUUGAGACAGCACGCACCAGACUGAGGAACAUUACAACCUGUUGUACUCUCGCACCUGCGCAGUCCAUACAAGUCCCUCUACAAAGUAUUGUUUUAUGGGAAAUAAACAUCUGUUAUAUUAUUUCUAUAUACAGAAUCGAUCGUUUGCACCAUUUGCGAAAUAAAGUUUCAUUUUAACGUUCAUGAAGAAAUGAUCUGUAUAGACUGUCUGAAUAUCAGCCUUAAUCGGUUACUAUUGCUCACAAUUGGUCUAUGGCCUUAUCAGCAAUCUACACUUGUUCGACUUCAAUUCUUUUUAUUUUUUGGAAUUUUAACGACUGCUAUUCUAUUUCAGUUUACCGUAUUAUUUACUUUCAAAUAUACUCUGAAUUUACUCAUUGAGGUCCUUUCUUCUGCGUUGUUUUUCGCUGUUUUGGCGAUUAAAUACUUUUCAUUUAAUUUUAAAAUCGAAAUCAUAAAAUGUUUGUUGGAACAACUGCAGCAUAUGUAUAAUGAGCUAAUUGACAAGAACGAAAUUGAUAUUAUAAAAAAGCAUGCUAAUUUUGCAAAACGUUAUGCGAUUGCGUUAAUAUUGUUAUUCAUAUUAAGCGCAUCCACUUUAAGUUUAUGCUAUUUUUGGCCGCUUAUUUUCAAUAUUCUGUUCUCUACGAAUGUGACUCAAUUACGUCCAAUGCCGAUUAUGUUUAAAUAUUUCAUCGAUCAAGAAAAAUAUUUCUAUUUGAUAUUGUUCCACUCGUUCGCAGCCUUUAUCAUAGGAUGGACUGCGAUAAUAGCGACAGGAGCAAUGUUAAUAAUUUAUGUAAAGUAUGUUUGCGGAAUGUUUCAAAUAGCCAGUUAUCGAAUAACACGAGUAAUGACAUUCAAAAAUCAAGAAAAUAAAAAACUGCAAAACGAGAAUUUAAUUUGUAAGAAAAUAAUUCAUGCCGUGGAUAUGCAGCGCAAAGCUAUGCAAUUUGGCGACAAGUUUACAUCUACAUUUCAUAUAACGUUCUGUGUUAUGAUAAUAAUUGGAAUAAUUUGCGCAAGUCUUAAUUUAUUUCAGAUUUGUCAAAUAAUAUCAUUCGAAUAUGAUACUGUAAAACUGACCUUGAACGGAGGAUUUUUUAUCCCACUAUUUUCAUACAUGAUAAUAAGCAAUUAUUGUGCGCAAGAAAUGACAGAUUAUAGUAAUGAUAUAUAUGAUGCCGUGUACAGUAUUCAAUGGUACACGGCUCCGAUAAAAAUACAAAAAAUAAUAUUAUUCUUAUUGCAAAGAAGUACUAAAGUAUUCCAUAUAGAAGUUGGUGGAAUAUUUGUAGCGUCGUUACAAGGUGCAGCUACGAUGUUGAGUACCAUAAUAUCAUAUUUCACUGUUCUUUACUCUGUAAAGUAGUAAUGCAAAAUAUAUUUAAUAAAAAUAGAACAAAUUAUCUUGAAAGAAACAGAGAUAGAUUAGAUGGGAUUGUAAAGAUUUUAAAAGUAAAAAAUUAUGACAUGUAAAACAAUAGUUUAUAAUAUAUAGAAAAAUAUAUUUCACCAGUAACAUAUUAUUAAUAAUAUUUAUUAUAAAUGAGUCAAUAGUUGAUAUAUCGAAAUGUAAAAAAAAACGAACUGUUUGUCACUGCCGUAAAGAAUCAAAAUAAAACUUACAAGUUCACGAGA
Messenger RNA from Solenopsis invicta (red fire ant), 3016 nucleotides. RefSeq lists its product as uncharacterized. The transcript is spliced from 12 exons. NCBI's taxonomy places the organism in Eukaryota, Metazoa, Arthropoda, Insecta, Hymenoptera, Formicidae. Gene Ontology annotation, biological process: sensory perception of smell; detection of chemical stimulus involved in sensory perception of smell. The coding region runs from base 1566 to 2747 and encodes 393 amino acids. Gene Ontology annotation, molecular function: odorant binding; olfactory receptor activity. Gene Ontology annotation, cellular component: plasma membrane. The record is from RefSeq and is a predicted model, not a curated record.